Molecule: messenger RNA, 2823 nt
Organism: Lotus japonicus
Lineage: Eukaryota; Viridiplantae; Streptophyta; Magnoliopsida; Fabales; Fabaceae
Product: eukaryotic translation initiation factor-like
Exons: 9
Coding region: 181-2496 (771 amino acids)
Cellular component (GO): eukaryotic translation initiation factor 4F complex
Molecular function (GO): protein binding; translation initiation factor activity; mRNA binding
Source: RefSeq, a predicted model, not a curated record
ACAACAGUGUGUUUGUUUGUAACUAAAGGAGGAAGGGUUUUGCACCGUUUUUUCUUGUCUUGUUCUCUUCUCUUUCUCUUUCUCUUCUCUUCUCUUCUCUUCUCUUCCAUUCUCCUCUCCUCUCCGCAGAAGAAGAGACAGAAAUAUCCAACAACAACCCUUUUCACAGAGUGUUGUGAUAUGCAGCAAGGUGAUCAAACUGUCCUUAGCUUGAGGCCUGGUGGUGGACGUGGCGCUGGAACCAGGCUUCUCUCAUCAUCUCCCUCCGAUCUUCCUUUGUUCCGCUCCCAUGGCGCCGCUCUUGCUUCUUUCUCUCUCAAGACUGGAGAUUCACGGUUUGAAGGUCGUGAGCGCGUGCGAUACACCAGAGAUCAGCUUUUAGAGCUUAGAGAGGUUGUUGAGGUCCCUGAUGCUAUUCUAAAGGCUAAACAGCAUAUAGAAGCGGAGCUUCUUGGUGAAGAUCAAAGUUGGAGCCGUACUGAAAGCAAUCCUCCACCUCAAUCACAAAAUCGAUAUUCUGAGCCAGAUAGCCGUGACUGGCGUGGUCGUACUGGACAACUUCCGCCUAAUCCAGAUGAUAGAUCUUGGGAAAAUCUCAGAAAGCAUGAUGCUAGUCAGGUUAAUCGCCAAGACCAACUCAAUUCCCAGUUUGCGAGGGCACAAAUCUCUUCUAACCAAGGGGGAGGAUCUAACACUCUAGCUAAGGCGGAGGUUCCGUGGUCAGUUAGGAGAGAAACUCUCUCUGAAAAGGAUCGUGUCUUGAAGACUGUAAAAGGAAUACUAAAUAAGCUAACUCCGGAGAAGUUUGAUCUCUUGAAGGGCCAGUUAAUUGAUUCUGGCAUUACAUCAGCUGACAUCUUGAAGGGUGUCAUUUCGCUUAUAUUUGAUAAGGCUGUUUUAGAACCAACAUUUUGCCCUAUGUAUGCUCAGCUGUGUUCUGAUCUUAAUGAAAAGCUUCAAUCAUUCCCAUCUGAAGAACCUGGUGGAAAAGAAAUCACUUUUAAGCGAGUACUUUUGAAUAUUUGCCAGGAGGCUUUUGAAGGUUCUUAUAAUCUGAGGGAGGAAGUAAAACAGAUGACUGCUCCUGAGCAGGAGAUGGAGCGUACAGACAAGGAAAGACUGAUCAAGCUUCGUACCCUUGGAAAUAUACGUUUAAUUGGUGAGCUUUUGAAGCAGAGGAUGGUUCCUGAAAAGAUUGUUCAUCACAUUGUUCAGGAGCUUUUAGGACCCCCAGACAGCAAUUCUUGUCCAGUUGAGGAAAAUGUUGAAGCCAUAUGCCAAUUUUUCAAUACUAUUGGCAAGCAGCUUGAUGAAAGUCUUAAAUCGCGGCGAAUAAAUGAUUUGUAUUUUAGCCGAUUGAAAGAACUGAGCAAAAACCCCCAACUUGUCGCACGGCUAAGGUUUAUGGUUCGCAAUGUUUUAGAUUUGCGUGCCAAUAACUGGGUUCCUAGACGUGAAGAGGUGAAAGCUAAAACCAUUACUGAAAUUCACUCAGAGGCUGAAAAACAUCUUGGAUUGCGUCCAGGUGCUACUGCUAGCAUGAGAAAUGCCCGUGGAGGGGUUCAAGGAAACGUCGGCCCUGGGGGCUUCCCCAUUGCUCGACUCGGUACCGGGGGUAUGAUGCCUGGAACGCCUGGAAUGCCAGUGACCAGGAAAAUGCCUGGGAGUUCUGCAAUUGAUAAUGACAACUGGGAGGUUCAGAGGACUAGAUCUAUGCCAAGAGGGGACUCGUCAGGUACUCAAGCUGCAGGACGCAACAACUCGGCUUUACUUUCAAAGCCCCCAACCCUGAAUUCAAAAUUGCUUCCUCAAGGUAGUAGUGGUAUAAUAAGUGGAAGUAGUGCUCUAGUACAUGGAGGUGGUCCACUUACUGCUCGCCCGUCAAACUUUGGUUUAGGUUCUGAGGCUGCACCUGAAGUCUCUUCACCUGUUAAACCAGUUUCAGCUGUGCCCUCUGUGAAGCCGCAGGCUCCAGCUGUGAAACUGAAUCAUGAAGAUCUUAAUCGCAGAACCGUCUCUCUUCUGGAAGAGUACUUCAGUGUUAGGAUUUUGGAAGAGGCAUCACUGUGUGUGGGGGAGUUAAAAUCUCCAUCUUACCACCCUGAGGUUGUUAAGACAGCCAUUUCCCUUGCACUUGAUAAAAGUCCACCAUGUGUUGACCCGGUUGCCAAUCUUCUCGAGUAUCUAUUCAUCAAGAAGAUACUUACAAAUGGAGACAUAGGGAGUGGCUGUUUGUCAUUUGGUUCUCAGCUGGAUGACAUUGGCAUAGAUUUACCCAAAGCACCGAGUAAUUUUGGUGAGAUCAUAGGGAAAGUAAUUUUGGCUGGGGGGUUGGAUUUUAAGGUGGUGAAAGAGAUUCUUCAGAAGAUGGAUGAUGACCUGUUCCAGAGAGCAGUGUUUGACAGUGCAGUUGGGGUCAUUAGUUCUGCAUCUGGGCAAGCUGUAUUGGAGUCUCAAAAAUCUGAUAUUGAGGCCUGCCAGAGUCUGCUCAAGUAAAUUCAAAAUGAAAACUAGAUUAAGACGAACAUCUCUGCCUAAUUUACAGCUUCCAAAUUCCCUUACCUUCAUGCCCACUUUUGAGUUAGACCAUUUUGUAUGGAAGGAUGUUGUAAAGUGGAGCUUCUAGUGUUAGCUAUAUUUAUUGAGCUGUAUAAUUUUAAUUUUUUUUUUGAGGUCUUGAAGUUUUCUAUUGAAUUUGAGGGACAAGUCAAACCAUAAAGCCAAAGAUUUUGUUUUCCGAUUGGCUAAUCAUGUGCCAAAUUUCUUCAGAAGAGUGGCCCAUUUGAGGGCUCAAAUGUUUUUAUAUCACCAGUUUUAACUUUA